UCCGAGGUGCUCUGUCCUUCGAUCGAAGCUAAGGCCGAAUCCCAGCCGACGACUAGCACCAUCCAACCCGCCACGGCAUCCACGUCCGAGCUGGCCUGCAUCUCCAGCGCUCUCAUCCUGCACGCUGAUGAGGUCACCGUGACCAAAGACAAGCUUAAUGCCCUCAUCAAGACAGCUGGAGUUAAUGUCGAGUCUUUCUGGCCCAGUCUGUUUGCUAAGGCUUUGGCAGACAUUGACGUUAAUAGUAGUGUUGGUGGAGGAGGUGCUGCUGCUCCUGCUGCGGAAGAGAAGAAACGGGAAGAAUCUGAGGAGUCUGAUGAUGACAUGGGCUUUGGUCUCUUUGAUUAAGUGCCAUGAAGUAUUUGUUACAAAUAAAUAAAUAGAAAUAAAUAAAUAAAUAAAAUUCAAUAUUGUAUCAAUGAAAGAUUGCAUUAACUUGGCCAUUCAACCAGUAUGCAAAAGACAACAAACCGCAAAUACAAAAAGAAAGAAAUAGUAAUAAAUAAACAAUAAACAUCGGGAACAUGAGAUGUGGAGAAUUUUCAAUGAUGGGUCAAGUGAAGUUAUCCCGUCUGGAUUAAGAGCCUGAUGGUUGAGGGAUAAUAAUUGUUCUUGAACCUGAGGCUCCUGUGCCACCUUCCUGAUGGUAGCAGCAGGAAGAGAGCAUGGCCUGGAUGGUGGGGUCCCCAAUAAUGGAUGCUGCUCUCCUGCUACAAUAUCUCAUGUAGAUGUGCUCAAUGGUGGGGAGACUUUUACCCAUGAUGGACUGGGUCGUAUCCAAUACUUUUUUGUAGGAAAUUUUGUUUGAGGGCAUUGGCAUUUCCAUUUCCAUGUCAGGCUGUGAUGCAGC
Messenger RNA from Hypanus sabinus (Atlantic stingray), 850 nucleotides. RefSeq names its product large ribosomal subunit protein P1-like. NCBI's taxonomy places the organism in Eukaryota, Metazoa, Chordata, Chondrichthyes, Myliobatiformes, Dasyatidae. The transcript has a single exon. Gene Ontology annotation, molecular function: protein kinase activator activity; ribonucleoprotein complex binding; structural constituent of ribosome. The annotation marks the transcript as partial. Gene Ontology annotation, biological process: cytoplasmic translation; translational elongation. The record is from RefSeq and is a predicted model, not a curated record. Gene Ontology annotation, cellular component: ribosome; cytosolic large ribosomal subunit.